This is a messenger RNA of Archocentrus centrarchus (flier cichlid), 1778 nucleotides long. Its product is annotated as cullin-4B-like. Bases 504 to 1778 code for a protein of 424 amino acids. The record is from RefSeq and is a predicted model, not a curated record. Lineage: Eukaryota; Metazoa; Chordata; Actinopteri; Cichliformes; Cichlidae. Gene Ontology annotation, biological process: ubiquitin-dependent protein catabolic process. The transcript has a single exon. Gene Ontology annotation, molecular function: ubiquitin protein ligase binding.
CUGAACCGUCUGAGAAAAGCCAUUUUGUUGUGCUAGCUAGCUUCAUGGUGAAAAAAAGCCAGCAGUAAUAUGGGUUUGUUAUGUCAGCGCUAACUAUGCCGCUUUUAGGGGUUUGUUUACUGUCGCAAAAUACAGUAAUUAAACUCGUGGAAGCCUGUAAGUAGUGGACAGGGACAUGGACUAGCCUGUAAAGCUACAGCUUCUGGGGAGAAGACGCAAACUGCUCGCUGAAGUGUGCUGCAGGUUCAGAUAACAUAAUGUUAGCUAGCAGUGUGUUUACUUAGCUGGAUGUAGUUAUGUUCUCGGAUUAAUUCAUCUCCCGUUAAGUCACUUUUUUGCCUGUGAAUGUGUUUUAAAUAGGCUAGCGAUUGCCUGUGCUGUCAACCAAAGACAAGUAGCUCAAUAAAGAGGGAGUGCCGCUGACAGCGAAUAAAAACAGCCCCAGCAGUAAGUUAGCAAAACAGUUGAACUAUACAGCGUUAAGCCAAAGCGCUAAUCUGAUAAUGGCAGAGGACACCCGACAGGACAAGAGGGCCAGCUUCACUGCUAUAACGGAGCACAGCGCCAACGGGAUGGCCAGGACCUCCGCUGUGGCCUCAGGAAAAACCGGCACGUCAAAGAAACUAGUGAUCAAAAAUUUCAAAGAUAGGCCAAAACUAGCAGAGAACUACACUGAGGACACGUGGCUGAAGCUGAGAGAUGCGGUGGGUGCCAUCCAGAACAGCACCUCCAUCAAGUACAACCUGGAGGAGCUCUAUCAGGCAGUGGAGAACCUGUGCUCGUAUAAAGUCUCCCCGACUCUGUACAAGCAGCUACGGCAAGUCUGUGAAGAUCAUGUGCAGGCCCAGAUCCACCAGUUCAGAGAAGAGUCUUUGGACAACCUUUCCUUCCUGAAGCGAAUGAAUCGUUGCUGGCAGGACCACUGUAGGCAAACUAUUAUGAUCCGGAGCAUCUUUCUCUUCCUGGAUCGUACCUAUGUGCUUCAGAACUCUCUGCUACCCUCCAUCUGGGACACUGGUUUGGAGCUGUUUCGCACCCACAUUGUGAGCGACAGUGCCGUUCAGAAGCGAACAGUGGAGGGCAUUUUGGAGCAGAUUGAACUGGAGCGAAAUGGAGAGACUGUAGACCGCAGUCUGCUUCGGAGCCUGUUGGGCAUGCUGUCAGACCUGCAGGUUUACAAAGACUCCUUUGAGGAGAGAUUUUUGACUGAGACCAAUCGUCUGUAUGCAGCAGAGGGACAGCGUCUGAUGCAGGUACAAGACCUGCUGGACUUCAAAGACAAGAUGGACAAUGUAGCACAGAGCUGCUUUGCACGCAAUGAGAGCUUCAUCAAUGCCAUGAAGGAGGCAUUUGAAACUUUCAUCAACAAGAGGCCCAACAAGCCUGCAGAGCUUAUCGCGAAAUAUGUGGAUUCUAAGUUAAGAGCUGGGAACAAGGAGGCUACAGAGGAGGAGCUAGAGAGAAUACUGGACAAGAUAAUGAUAAUAUUCCGCUUCAUACACGGAAAAGAUGUGUUUGAAGCUUUUUAUAAGAAGGACUUGGCCAAGCGUCUGCUGGUUGGCAAGAGUGCUUCUGUUGAUGCUGAGAAGUCCAUGCUCUCCAAGCUCAAACACGAAUGUGGAGCGGCAUUUACCAGCAAGCUUGAGGGGAUGUUCAAGGACAUGGAGCUGUCCAAAGACAUCAUGAUCCAGUUCAAACAGUAUAUGCAGAACCAGAGUGAGCCAAGCAACAUAGAACUUACUGUGAACAUCCUCACUAUGGGCUACUGGCCUAAGUAA